Messenger RNA from Alnus glutinosa, 1743 nucleotides. Its product is annotated as protein SOSEKI 1. The transcript is spliced from 7 exons. The record is from RefSeq and is a predicted model, not a curated record. NCBI's taxonomy places the organism in Eukaryota, Viridiplantae, Streptophyta, Magnoliopsida, Fagales, Betulaceae. The coding region runs from base 377 to 1585 and encodes 402 amino acids.
AUAGAAAAUUUCAAGAAUUUCUCAGUGAUUAUCUUAACAAAUUCAGAGAAUUCCGAUCCAUGCUUUGCAUGUUAUGUUUGUCAAAUAGCGGGAAAUCUGAUAAAGCCCGCGGGUGGCAAACUAGCAAUCUUCUGUCUCCAUAUAUAGCUGCUCUAAAUCUGGUCAAUCCUCCUUAUAUUGUGGCGCUUCCUUAAACUUAUACUCUCUCUCUCUCUCUCUCUCUCUCUCUCUCUCUCACACACACACACACAAACAGAGAGGCUGCCUAGAGCAGAUCGAGAAGGAAAAGAUAAGUGUGAGCAUAAGGAAACACUCGGCGGCAAGCAGUAGCGGCAGCAACAACGGCAGAAGAACAAGAAGAGGACAAGGAACAGGAAUGGAAGCCAAAGGUGAAGUGAGGCGCAUACACAUCAUUUACUUCCUCAGUCACAUGGGUCGGGUUGAGCAUCCCCAUCUCAUUCGGGUUCACCAUUUCAACCGCAAUGGUGUCUAUCUGCGAGAUGUUAAGAGGUGGCUUGCGGAUUUGAGGGGAAAGGACAUGCCAGAAACCUUUGCUUGGUCCUACAAGAGGAGGUACAAGACAGGCUAUGUUUGGCAAGAUUUGCUGGAUGAUGACCUUAUAACCCCUCUCUCUGACAACGAAUAUGUCAUCAAAGGAUCCGAGAUUGUCUCUACCCCAUUUGAUCAUGGUUCGUACUGUGAAAAUAAAGCAUACAUCUUGAAAAAGCAGCAGCCUGUUGAGGUUGAAGCCGAAGCUAAAGACCAAAACCAGCAGCAACCUUCACCCAAAGAAGCAUUCCAAACGCACCCGGAUUCUAAGACCAACACCUCAACAGAUUUCUCUUCUGAAAUCAAUGAAGAGUCAACUUUGUUUGGCUCUGAGAGGUCAACACUAACCAAUGAUUCAAUAAAGCUCCAAGAAGAGAAGCAUGAACAUGGUGGGAAACUCGAAACUUCUUUCUGUUCCACACUGCCGAGCAAGAAGAAUAAAAAGAAGAGCAACAACGACAAAGUGGAAAAGGCGGCCGGUACACCAUCCUCAUCACACUCAUCAUCAUCGUCUUCUCAGUCCCCCCCGUUUACAAAGAGCAAGAGCUAUUCAAGCGGAGCGUCUAGCAUGUUACGCAAUUUGAUUGGCUGUGGUGCUGCGGAUACCAAUGAUGCAGUGUUUGUCAAGCUGAAUCGGGCUGACAGCAGAACUAAGCCUUCCAGCAAAUCCGAUAUUAAAGAUGAUAUUUUUCAAGGAGAGAAGUUGGGAGGGUCUGCCAGGGUGUAUGGGACUACUUGGAAUCAGCAGCAGCAGCAAAAACAGCAACACAGUUCUUGGAAAGGCUUUGAUGAAAAACAGGGUUCACAGAAGAAGAAGCAGAGUGGAUUCUCUAAACAAAAACCAGUGUCUACUGCUUUCAAGCCAAAUUGCUCGCAAUGUGGAAAGUCAUUCAAGCCAGAAAAAUUGCAUUCUCACAUGAAGUCCUGUAGGGGAAUGAAAGCUUUGGCAAAGACCACUACUGAGAAGACCCAACCCCACGGAUCAAUGACUUCCUCUCAAAAGGAAUCAGCUUAUGGUUAUUUAUUGACCAACUGAACAUUUUAGAUGUUUUCUGAUAAUUCUGUUGAUUUCAAAAUGUUGAGGGAAAAGAAAGCCUACAUUUCAUUUUUUUCAAAAUAUUUCUCGAAUGUAUAGGGAGAAUGCAGGGCACAUGCGGGUGAUCAAAGUAGAAAUUCCAUAUACAUCUUACAUAA